Messenger RNA from Linum tenue, 5238 nucleotides. NCBI's taxonomy places the organism in Eukaryota, Viridiplantae, Streptophyta, Magnoliopsida, Malpighiales, Linaceae. The record is from the annotation of a GenBank genome assembly.
AUGGACUGGAACAGCAACUCAUCAGCAGCAGGCAAACGCAAACACCUUCUUCUUCUUCUUCCCAGUCUCAUCAUCAUCCCCACCAUUCUUCUGCUAUUAUUUUCUAGUUCUCUAGCUGCCAGCGACAACAGUACUCUGACCCAAGACGGGCCGGCCCUGAAUUCCUCCUCCGCCCUCGUCUCCCCAAACGGCCAAUUCACUUUGGAAUUCCGGCGACUCGGCUACCCAGACUCCAACGGCAGCUACCUCGGGAUCCGGAACAGCAACUCGACCGACUUCUGCUGGGUAGCCAACCGCGACUCCCCAAUACCAGACGACUCGGGACAGCUUACUCUGGACCAAAAUGGAACCCUUAAGCUCACACACUCCGCUGGCCUUUCCGUCGAGCUUUACACCUCCGACAGCCGCAGCCGGCGGCCGCAGAGAUUGGUCGCGGUACUAGAAGACACGGGCAAUUUCGCUCUGAGGGAUGAUGAUUCUGGAGAACUGUUGUGGCAGAGUUUCGAUCACCCUGCCGAUUCGUGGCUGCAGGGGAUGAAAUUGGGGAUGGUCAGCGGAGGUAGAAACCAAACGGUGACGUCAUGGAUGACCCGUUUGACCCCGGCGAGCGGGGCUUUCACGCUGGAGUGGGAUCCCGCCGGCGAGCAGCUGGUGGUGAAACGGCGAGGCACCGCGUUCUGGGCCAGCGGCAAGUCGUCGUCUUCAUCUCCCAAUUACUCAUUCCGCGGUACCUUGGUUCAGAACUAUUUCAACGCGUCUCGCGUUUCCAAUGCCGCAGAGGAUUACUUGAUCCUAGAAGCUCCCAGGAUUUUUCGACUCACCCACUUAGGGGAUUUCGAGGACCAAUCCUUCGGGAGUUUCACAAUCGGGUCACCCUGCGACGGUGAAACCAAGAACGAUUACGGGUGCCUUAAAUGGGAGGGACCCGAAUGCCGGAGUAGGAAUGGCGGAUACAGAUUCAUGGAGCUGGAAGGUGGGUUCAGGAGCGGGUCCUGGAAGGAGGUCAAGAAUGGCAGCCUCAGUUUCAGCGAUUGCCGCGAAAUGUGCUGGAACGACUGUGAAUGCGGCGGGCUUCGCGUCGACCUCUUUGAUGGUUUUGGGAUCAAUGGGAAUGACACUGGAUGUCAGUUGUUCUAUGGGUCUGGCGGAUUUGCAGAAUUUGAAACCAGUCGAUUUCUGGACAUGUAUCAUGUCAUUGUUGAUGAAGCUUAUGGAAAACCUGUCACCCGUCCUUCAAACGUUGCAGUUCGGAUUGGGGUUUCAUUUGCUGCAGUGGGGGUUCUUGGUGUGGUCGUCAUUUGCGUUUUCUUGUACUGCAGAAGGCGCAAACUCAGAGAAAGACUUCUAGCAGAGUUGAUGGCCCCUGAUGAUGCAGCAAAUGUUGGAGAAAAGAUAGGGGAUGAUGGCGAUCCAGGCCACAAUUUGAAAAUUUAUAGCAUAGCAUCAAUCAUAGUGGCUACUGAUAACUUCUCGCUGCAAAAUAAACUUGGACAAGGAGGGUUUGGACCUGUAUAUAAGGGAAAGUUGUCGGAAGGUCGAGAAGUAGCAGUGAAGAAAUUGUCAAAAAGAUCAAGCCAAGGUUUGGUUGAAUUUAGAAACGAGCUUAUACUCAUAGCAAAGUUACAACACACAAACCUGGUGAGGGUUCUGGGUUGCUGCAUCCAUGGAGAAGAGAAGAUGUUGGUGUAUGAAUAUAUGCCCAACAAGAGCUUAGAUUCUUUUAUCUUCGCAGAUGAAUCGAAGAGGGUAUUGUUGGAUUGGAAUAAGCGGUUGGACAUCAUCGAAGGAAUAGCUCAGGGUUUGUUGUACCUUCACAAGUACUCGAGAGUGACAAUCAUACACAGAGAUCUGAAAAUUAGUAACAUAUUACUGGAUGAAAAUCUGAACCCGAAGAUCUCGGAUUUUGGACUGGCGCGUAUUUUCAAUACGGAUGCAACAGAAGCUAAUACAAACAGACCCGUUGGAACAUAUGGCUAUAUGUCUCCGGAGUAUGCCAUGGACGGCAAUUUCUCCACUAAAUCUGAUGUGUUCAGCUUCGGAGUUAUGCUUCUGGAAAUUGUGAGCGGAAGGAAGAACUACAGUCUCAUCCAAGUGGAUCCCCCUAUCAACCUUGUGGGCUAUGCAUGGAAGCUGUGGAAAGAAAGCUCCCCAAUAGAGUUGAUGGAUCCAACUCUGAAGUCUUCAUGUAUUAAUGAAGACCAAGUACUUAGAUGCAUCAAUGUAGGACUACUUUGCAUAGAAUACAAUGCAUACGAUAGACCAGCAAUGCCAGAGGUAAUAUCAAUGAUAACCGGUGAAGUCCUGCAACUGCCCAUGCCAAAACAACCGGCAGUCACGAUGAUGAGACCAAGAAGCACCAAGGAAAGCUCGAGCACCGGAGAAUCGGAAACCUGCUCAAACAAUAAAGUCACCAUAACAAAUAUCAGUGGUAGAUGACAAAGAUGGUGCAAGUUAGUCAGCUUUUAGUGUGUGAAUUUUUGACUUGGCUAUUCUGUAGACCCAAUCAUUCAUCAUGUGCCAUAUUUAUGGGUUUCAUUUCUAGAUUCUAAUCUAAUGGCGGCAAUCCAACAAGGCAAACCCUUUCUUCGUCUUCUUCUUCUUCCCAUUCUUCUGCUGCUGUGUUCCAAUCCGCAGGCGGCUAACGUUACUACUCUGACCCAAGGUGGGCCAGCCCUAAAUUCCACCUCCAACCUCGUCUCCCUAAACGGGCUCUUCACCUUGGGCUUCCGCUGGCUCGGCCCAGAAAAAGGAGAGCUCCUCCACGAUAAGGGCACCUACCUCGGCAUAUCGUACGUCGACGGCAGCUUCUUCUGGGUAGCCAAUCGCGGCUCCCCAUUCCCCGAUUCAGAAGGCGACGGAUGGUGGGUCGUCGACAAUUCGACGGCUCUAACCCUUGAUCAAAAUGGCACACUACAGCUCACAUCUUCCUCAGGCGUUCCCGCCGUCGAGCUAUACUCCAACAGUCGCCUGCGGAGGCAGAAAUUGAUCGCGCAGCUCGAGGACACCGGCAGUUUCUCCGUGAGGGAUGCUGAUGGCGGGAACUUGCUGUGGGAGAGUUUCGACUCACCAACUGAUUCGUGGCUCCCCGGGAUGAAAUUAGGGGUGGUCAACGGCGGCCAGAAUCGGAAGCUGACGUCAUGGCUGACCUUCACCAACCCGUCGCCGGGUGCUUUCACUCUGGAGUGGGAUCCCACCGCCGGGAAGGAAGAGCUCGUGAUGAAGCGACGAGGCGCGGUGUUCUGGACCAGUGGCAAGCAAUUGGGUCCCAGCAGGUUCCAGAAUCUCGACCUCAGGGGAAGAGAACUAGAUUUCAACAUUUCUCGGGUUUCCAAUCCUGCCGGCGGCGAGGAUUACCUGACCCUCUCAGCUACUUCUUCAACCGGCAAAAAUAAUUCUUUCAGCUUCUGGCGAUUGAGAUACGACGGGGUAAUUGAGGCCCCAAGCAUCAACAAGACCAUUCUGGACUCUGAAUUCUGCGAUGGGAACAGGACGGAAAAUGGGUGUCUGAGAUGGGAUGGCCCUGAGUGCCGAUCCAACAACGGCGACAAGUUUGUGGCACGACGUGGUGGGUUUAUGAACAGUUUUCCGAAUGGGAGCAGGUUUGAUUCUAAUCUCAGCAUCAGUGAUUGCAAGAACAUCUGCUGGACAAACUGUAAAUGUCUUGGCACUACAACCUACUUUCCUGGUGAUGGCACUUCAUGCAAGAUUGUAGAGUAUGGGGACUUCACUGACGUGUCGGGUUCCGAUCAAGCCCUGUACUAUGUCAUUGAUAGAGAAGCUUACGGAACAAUUGAUGCCCAUCGCUCAAUUGCAACCCGGAAUAAGUGGAUAGGGGUUUCGGUGGCCAUAGCAGGGGGUCUGGUGAUGGUCACAAUCUUCAUAUUUUGGCACAGAAGAAGACGUAAUCUCAAAGAGAGACUUCUAGCAGAGUUGAUGGGGGCUGAUGAUCGAAGUGACAAAGACAAGGUAGGGGAUGAUGGCAAUCCUGGCCACCAUUUGAAAAUGUAUACCAUGGCGUCGAUUAUUGCUGCUACUGAUAACUUCUCCCAUCAAAACAAACUUGGACAAGGAGGUUUUGGACCUGUAUAUAAGGGAAAACUACCUGAAGGACGAGAAAUAGCUGUGAAGAAAUUGUCCGAAAGUUCCGACCAGGGCUUGGUUGAAUUCAGAAACGAGCUUAUACUCAUUGCGAAGUUGCAGCACAAAUACCUUGUCAGGCUGCUGGGUUGCUGCAUCCAUGGAGAAGAGAAAAUGUUGGUGUACGAAUAUAUGCCCAACAAGAGCUUGGAUUCUUUUAUCUUUGACGAAUCAAAUAAGUUACUUCUAGAUUGGAGUAAGCGGUUCAACAUCAUUGAAGGAAUAGCUCAUGGAUUGUUGUACCUUCACAAGUAUUCUAGAGUAAGAAUCGUGCAUAGAGAUCUGAAAGUUAGUAAUAUAUUGCUGGAUGAAAAUCUCAACCCAAAGAUCUCAGAUUUCGGAAUGGCGCGUAUUUUCAAAACUAAUGCAUUGGAAGGUAACACAAACACAGUCGUAGGGACAUAUGGUUACAUGUCUCCAGAGUACGCCAUGCAUGGCACUUUCUCCACCAAGUCAGAUGUCUUUAGUUUCGGAGUAAUGCUGCUGGAAAUCGUGAGCAGCCGGAAGAACUAUGGCCUUAUUCAAUUGGAUCCCCCAGUCAACCUUGUCGGAUAUGCAUGGAAGCUAUGGAAAGAAGGGACUGCGUUAGAGUUUAUGGAUCCAGCUUUGGAGGAUUCAUGUACUUGUAAGAACCUUGUCCUCAAAUGCAUCAAUGUAGGGCUACUCUGCAUAGAACAAGAUGCCAAUGAUAGGCCAACAAUGUCGCAAGUAAUCUCAAUGUUAACUAGCGAAGCUGCACAAUUGCCCAAUCCAAAACAGCCAGCAUACACAAUUGCGAGUCCAGGUAGCAUUUGUGUGGAGGAAAGCUCAAGCACUGGCAACCCAAAGAUCUUUUCGGACAAUGAAGUCGCAAUAUCGACAUUGAAUCCUCAGUAACAAGCCGGAGGAAGUCAGUAUGUAGCAUUAUUCUUUUUCCUCGCUCUACAUGUAACUAGGUAAAUGAUAUGUACUCAUGAAUCAUAUGAUCCAACGAUGCAAGUUCAUAUUUGUAAGAACAGUAAAUGUUCGAACUGAAUUGGAUGCAUAAUAUUUUUGUUAGAAUAGAUACAAUAAUGGAUCUGUUUUGCAGAUUUUCUGAACCAAGUAGCUUGAUGAUGUCCC